Messenger RNA from Medicago truncatula (barrel medic), 543 nucleotides. RefSeq names its product secreted RxLR effector protein 161-like. The transcript has a single exon. The coding region runs from base 1 to 543 and encodes 180 amino acids. NCBI's taxonomy places the organism in Eukaryota, Viridiplantae, Streptophyta, Magnoliopsida, Fabales, Fabaceae. The record is from RefSeq and is a predicted model, not a curated record.
AUGAAUGAAGCCAAAAUUAUGGCUACUCCCAUGCAUCCAUCCUCUAGUCUAGAUAAAGACGAGACAGGAAAAAAUAUUUCUGAAAAAGAAUAUAGGGGAAUGAUUGGUUCCCUUUUGUAUUUAACUGCUAGUAGACCAGAUAUUGUCUUUGCAGUAGGUUUAUGUGCACGCUUUCAAGCCUCUCCAAGAGAAUCACAUUUAACUGCAGUCAAAAGAAUUUUCAGAUAUCUAGUAGGUACUACUGAUCUUGGCCUUUGGUAUAGCAAAGGGUCCUGUUUUGAUUUAACAGCUUAUUGCGAUGCUGACUAUGCUGGAGACAAGAUAGAAAGAAAGAGCACAAGUGGCACAUGUCAGUUUCUCGGGAAAGCACUAAUCAGCUGGUCAUGUAGAAAGCAAAACACUAUUGCUUUAUCAACUACUGAAGCUGAAUACGUGUCAGCAGCAAAUUGCUGCUCUCAAGUAUUAUGGAUAAGAAAUCAGUUAGAAGAUUUCUCAAUCAGGUAUGAAAACAUUCCAUAUUUUGUGACAAUACGAGUGCAAUAA